Manihot esculenta (cassava) is the source of this 2034-nucleotide messenger RNA. RefSeq lists its product as uncharacterized. The transcript has 2 exons. NCBI's taxonomy places the organism in Eukaryota, Viridiplantae, Streptophyta, Magnoliopsida, Malpighiales, Euphorbiaceae. The record is from RefSeq and is a predicted model, not a curated record. The coding region runs from base 393 to 1901 and encodes 502 amino acids.
AUAACGAGACGCUGCGAUACGCUUCUUCUUCUUUUUUCUUCUUCCCUUCACAGAAACAAAUCGCUAAUCCUCCUUUCAAUUUCUCUUGACGGAAGACAGCUGCAACAGUAGAAGAGGGGAAAAAUCUAGCAGAAAAAAUGGUUUUGGUUGAUGAUGGUGAUGAUAUAAUGGAAAGGAUCUGUACAAUCUGCUCUGCUGCUUCUUCCUCCUCGUCCUCUCGAUUCGUCGAUACUUUUCCCAAAAGGGUUUUGAUGGAGGGGAGAUAUUGUGGGGAUUGAUAAAUUUGUGAAGGUGUUUGUGAGGUUCUUCUCUUGAAUUGGUUUCAAUUUGGGUGUGAAUAUAUAUUCAACCGCACAGCAGCGACGAAAUCCACCAAGAAAAUGAGCUGAAGUAUGGGAGAUUCUCUUCUCACAGCUUUGUCAAUGGAGAAUCAUCACCCAUCCACCCUCUUGUCAAUGGAUUCCAGUGCCUCCUCUCACGAAGAAUUGGAUUUAGAGAUGAAUCGUCAAAUCGUACUUUCCCGUCCACCUGAUAUCAAUUUACCCCUGUCAGCCGAGCGUAGUCCACCGCCACAGUCAUGGAAUUCUGACCCAUGUGAUAUUUUAGAUGUUGGACUUGGUCAGCAGGUUUAUGAGACUGAGAGUCUCCUUAAUAUCCCCAAAGUUGGAAGGAAAUGUGCCAAGCGGGUCGAUAGUAUUUGGGGUGCUUGGUUUUUCUUUAGUUUCUACUUUAAACCUGCUCUGAAUGAGAAAUCUAAGGCAAAGAUUAUUCGGGACAGCAAUGGAUUUUCUGGAUUUGACAAAUCUGAUCUGAAGCUUGAUGUUUUUAUGGUUCAGCAUGACAUGGAGAACAUGUACAUGUGGGUUUUUAAGGACAGGCCUGAGAAUGCAUUGGGUAAGAUGCAGCUGAGGAGCUACAUGAAUGGGCAUUCUCGUCAAGGGGAGCGCCUCUUUCCAUUUAGUGUGGAUAAGGGUUUUGUACGAUCACAUAGAAUGCAGCGGAAGCAUUAUAGGGGACUGUCAAAUCCUCAGUGUGUGCAUGGGAUUGAAGUUGUUCCCUCACCCAAUCUCAUGGGUCUUGAUGAGGAUGAGAAGAAAAGGUGGAUGGAACUCACAGGUAGAGAUUUGAACUUCACAAUCCCAUCUGAAGCUAGUGAUUUCAGUUCUUGGAGAAACCUUCCAAAUACAGAUUUUGAGCUUGAGAGGCCUCCUGCUCCUAUAAAGAGUGCCUCUAAUUCCCACUCAAAGAAGCUACUUAAUGGUUCUGGGCUCAAUUUGUCAACUCAGCCAUCCAGCCAUAGCAAUGGUGAUGUGAUGGACCUAUCGCCUGUUAGCAGCAAAAGGAGGAAGGACUUUUUCUCACAUGGAAGGGAUGAUGAUUGUUAUUUGGCUGUUAAUCCUCCCUCUGAUCGGAUGGCAGUUAUAGAACUUAACCCGACUGAGCCACAGUGGUUGCAGGAUUUUAGUGGUGUGAUGAAGAAUGUUUAUGGGCCAGUGACAGCAGCAAAAACGAUCUACGAGGAUGAAGAAGGUUACUUGAUUAUUAUCAGUUUGCCCUUUGUGGAUCUGCAGAGGGUGAAGGUUACUUGGAGAAAUACACUUACUCAUGGUAUAAUUAAGGUAUCUGGUGUGAGCACAUCUCGCAUGCCAUUCAUCAAGAGAAAUGAUAGGACGUUCAAGCUCACAGAUCCAGCUUCUGAGCAUUGCCCACCAGGGGAGUUUGUUAGGGAAAUCCCUCUUUCAACUAGAAUUCCCGAGGAUGCUAACAUAGAAGCGUAUUACGAUGGGCCAGGAUCUGCACUUGAGAUUCUAGUGCCAAAACUUCGUGAGGGACCAGAAGAACAUGAGGUUCGUGUUUGCUUUCAUCCUCACCUCGGAGGCAAUGAUCUUAUGUUAACUUAGGUGAUUAUUGAGAACUGUAAGGGACUAAGGAUGGUUUGCAGUAGUUGGCGCUUCAUUGUUUAACUAACCAUGUACCAUACAGUGUAAUUAUAUGAAACCAAACCUCAGCUCUGUCUUUUGCAAUUUUUGGUCA